AUGUGUGUGUAUGUGUGAGUGCGUGCUACGGCUGCUGCGCUUGUCACUCAUUGUGCCACGAACACGGGUAGCGACAAGGACCAAAAUUCCGUCCGGCAGCAGUUGUUGUCACUGGAAAGGCUGAUAUCUUGUUUCCCCCCCUCAGUAGAGACACCUCGCUUGUUUUAAAGUACGGCUGCACAUCAAGGAGAAUAUCUGUGACACAUUACAAUGUUUCAAGUAAGGGACAUCAUCUGGGGAUUGCUAUUCAUUGGCUGUGCAGCCACCAUCCAGGUGGAAAUCACUCCAACACAAGGAGAGAUCAGUGUGGGAGAGUCCAAGUUUUUUCUUUGCGAAGUGUUGGGAGAUGCUAAAGACAUAGACUGGUACGCCCCCAGUGGGGAGAAGAUCCUUCCCAACAGGCAAGACAUUUUUGUGAGCCGCACCGAUGACACCAUAUCGACCCUCACUAUAUACCACGCAAACGUGGACAGUGCCGGUAUCUACAAGUGUGUGGCAAAGAACGGGGACAAGGAGGCCCAGGCCACAGUCCAAGUGAAGAUCUUCCAAAAGAUAACCUUCCAGAGUGCCCCCAGCCCGCAGGAGUUCAAUGAAGGUGAUGAUGCUGAUAUAGUCUGCGAUGUGGUCAGUUCACCACCACCCACCAUCAUUUGGAAACAUAAGGGCUCCAAGAUCCAGGUUUCUAAAGAUGUGCGAUUCAAGAUCAUGGAUAAUGGCCACCUGCAGAUCCGCAGUAUGAAGAAGACCGAUGAGGGCAUGUACAACUGUGAGGCUCGUGUCAUGGCCAGGGGAGAAAUUGACUUCAGGAUGAUCAAGGUUAUUGUUAAUGUGCUGCCCACCAUCCGUGCCAGGCAGUCAGAUGUCAACGCUACAGCAGACAUCCGUAGCUCUGCUUUAUUGGCCUGUGAUGCAGACGGCUUUCCUGAGCCCACUGUCACCUGGGCGCAUAACAACAUCGUCCUUGAAACGGGUGAUAAGUACAGCCUGAACGAGGAUGGUUCAGAAUUGAUAAUAAAAGAUGUCAAGAAAGUGGAUGAAGGAGAUUACACUUGCAUUGCCAAGAACAAGGCAGGAGAGAAAGCCGAGGAAGUCAGCCUGAACGUGUUUGUGCAACCCAAGAUUACCUACCUGAAUAACCAGACUGCCUCAGAGUUUGAUGAGCAAGUCACCCUCACCUGUGAGGCCUCAGGCGAUCCCACACCCACCAUCUCUUGGAGUUUUGAAAAAAGGGUAUUCACUGAAGGAGAGCAGAGCCUUGAUAGAAAUAUUGUGGUACGCAGCCAUGCACGGGUGUCCUCUCUCACACUGAAAAACGUCCAGUUCACGUAUGCCGGCCAGUAUCUCUGCACCGCCAGCAACUCCAUCGGUCAGGACAAGCAGCACAUGCACCUGGAAGUCCGCUAUGCUCCAAAAAUCCUGGGUCAAGUGACAGUGUACACAUGGGAGGGAAACCCGGCCAACAUCAGCUGUGAGGUGGAGGCUCACCCCAGAGCCUCAGUGGUUUGGUUCAGAGAUGGCCUCCAGCUGCCCUCUGCCAACACUACCAACAUGAAGAUCUACAACACACCAGCCAUCAGCUACCUGGAGAUUACACCCGAUUCUCAGAAUGACUUUGGGAGCUACAACUGCACAGCGACCAAUGUAAUGGGCACUGAGUCCAAGGAGUUUCUUCUCAUCCAAGCAGAGGUGCCAUCAGUGCCAGAAAUUCAACAAGUAGAACCUUUCUCCAGCACAGCAGAGUUAGAGUUUGAGGAGCCUGACUCCAUUGGUGGAGUGCCCAUUAUCAAAUACAGAGUGGAAUGGCGUUUGCCAGGCCAGGAUUGGAUCAGCAGGGAAUACGAUGCUAAGGACGACCUGACCAAGAUCAUCAUUUCUGGCCUGAAGCCAGAGACCACCUAUGAGGUCAAGAUGUCUGCCAUCAAUGGUAAAGGCGAAGGCGAGAGCAGCCCAACCAGCACUUUCAAGACUCAGCCAGUCCGGUAUUCUUUCACAAUUUCAUCAGAGAUACCACCCCCUAUCGCUGCCACCAGUAUGGCUCUUAAAGGGGAACCCAGUGCCCCCAGACUAGAAGUCAACGUCCAAAACAGGGGCAAUAUUUUUAAGGUCAACUGGAUCAAGCAGGACGAUGGCGGUUCCCCCAUUAAACAUUACCUGAUCAGAUACAAGGCUAAACACGUAUCUGACUGGAAACCAGAGAUCCGCCUUCCCCAUGGCAGUGAGUAUGUGGUGCUAAGCGGCCUGGACUGGAAUACAGAGUAUGAGGUUCACGUUGUGGCAGAGAAUCAGCGGGGCAAGUCGGAGCCUGGCAUCCUCUCCUUCAGAACAGCUACAGAGCCCACUACCAUCCCAGAUGCCAUGGACGGUGGCUCAGGCCUGGGCACCGGAGCCAUCGUAGGCAUCCUCAUUGUUGUCUUUUUCCUGCUGUUGGUGGGCGUGGACGUCACCUGCUACUUCCUCAACAAGUGUGGACUCCUCAUGUGCAUUGCUGUUAACUUCUGUGGGAAGGCUGGGCCAGGUGCUAAGAACAAGGACAUAGAGGAGGGCAAGGCAGCAUUCACGAAAGAUGACUCUAAGGAGCCCAUUGUUGAGGUGAGAACGGAGGAAGGACACACCCCAAACCAAGAAGGAGGGCCUCCCACUGAGCCCAAUGAGACCACCCCUUUGACAGAACCUGAGCCCGCUGCUGCAGACACCACCUCCACGGUGGUAAACUUUCUCCCCUCCACUGCCACUAACUCAGUUGCUGAGAGCUUUAGCACGGCGCAGAGCAGUCCUGCUAGUGAGAGCACCACGCUAACCACCAGCGCUUCAAGCCCAACCAAAGCUGCCCCUGCCAAGUCCUCCCCCAAAAACUGCCCUGCUGCCCAGUCCAGUUCGCUUAAAGCUAACACCCAACCUGAUGUUGGGCCCCUGGUCGACCUGAGCGACACCCCUAAAGUUACCCCCUCAUCCAACCCAACGCCCCUUGUCUCAGAGCCCGUCAGCCCACCCUCUGCUAAUGCCGACGGGCUACAGAGCCAGCGUGACCCAGUCAAAGCCCCUGACAGCACCCAGAAUAAGGACUUACAAGUAGACGGCCCGACCAAGGAAGUGCCCAAUACCCUGUGCACAGACUCAACCACACCAGCCCAAAAUGAUGGUAAGACUGUGAAGGAUGAUAACACUAAAGGCGAGACGGAGGUGAAGAACGCCACAGCCGAGGUGAAGACAAUUCCCAACGAGGCUCCUCAGACGAAUGGCAACGAAAGUAAAGCGUAAUCUCCUUGCCCAAGAGCAGCGGGAAGAAGAGUGUGGUUGGGGUAGGGAGGGUUGUUGGGUGUGGGUUUUUCAAGGUGGGGGGUUGUGGGGGGUCACAGUCACUGAAACCUCAAAGCAAUGUCACACAGCACCCCAUUGCAUCAGAGAAAAAACAACAAAUGCAACAGAAAAGCUAAAAAAUAAAAAAAAAGAGAAAUGAUAGGUCUCUUUCUACAGUGUCUUCUGACCAGGAAAAUGUAAAGACCUCAUGCACAUGCCUUAGUCCACAGAAAAAAGCAAAAUGCAUACUUGUAUUUCACCCUCUCUCUUGUAUGUAAUAUUAAAUCAACUGUUAAAUACGGAACAGAAUCUAAACUAUUUUACUCUAGAUAACCAUGGUUGGACUGUAGCUUUACUUCACAGAUUACUGCCCUCAUUAUAUACACACAUAAGACUGGUAGAGUACAUUACCAAUACUACUUUAUGCAGUAUGGUCACCAUUGUGGUAAUGGAUUAUGGGUCUUUUUUCCUUUGUCGAUAUUUUGUUGUGUUUAAAUAAUGUCCAGACUAUUUAGCUUUUUUUAAUGUGUUAUUUCCAGGGCUAGAGAUAGAUCAUUAGCAUGCCUGUUUUUUGCAAAGUUACUGUAUUUCUGUACAUGUGUGCUGUCAUUUGGUUCCUCCUUUUUAGAUGUUUUUUUUCUUUCUUGAAUGGUGUCUUCAUAUGGUUCAGGUCCAGAAAUAAUUUAGCCCAAGCUAUGAGAAAUGUAAGAAGACACCGGGGAAAUAUUUUUCAUGCUAUUAAAGUGAAGGUUCAGGGGUUUCAACCAUGUCUCCCUUAAAAUUAUGUUUAUGCAGUACGUACAUGUAUAUUGGUAAAUGGUUUUGCCUAUACAUUAUGAUAAAAACAGAACUGUUGUAAUGAUAAUGUGAACUGUUUUUUGUUUUUUCAGUCAGCAAAGUGCUACAUUUUUGUUCCAUACGGAAUUAGUAGGCAGGUGAUUGGGAUGAAUGGAGGGCGCACAAAGUCCCCCGUGCAGUUUGUUUAAGGCAACUACAAUAAGUUGUAAUGAACUGGAAUUAAAACAUUGUGGUUUUGGUUAAAUAUUGAAAGUAAACCCAUCCACUCUCACACCACCAUUGACUUUUUAAUAUUUUAUCAAGAUGAUGAUUUUCCCUAACCCUUAAACAAGUGCUUUGUGUUGUAUAAACAUAACCAUAAAAACGUCUGUCAUGCUUUAGUUGCCACAGGUGAAUGUUGUCAGGGGAAAAAAACAUUGUGAUUUUUUUGCAUUCAUUAUGAACAUUUUGUUACUUUGCAGAUACGUUCAUUAAAAACCUUUACUCAUUAUGUUGAUAAUAAUCAUAAUCUGGAUGACAUUAAGUUUCUUUCAAAACGUAUUUGCUGUAGCUGUAUAUAAACAGAAUUUUUGGGAGAUGGCUGGGUUGGGUUUAGGGUAAGGAAAUGGUCACAUAGAAGAUUAUAGCUGUGUUCCUUUUCAGGGGCCACAUCCCUCAAAAUCCAAUUUGAUUUCAAGACUGAAUACAUCUUAACAGCUUAACUGAGGUGUCCCACUCCAAAGGAUAAUUUUGCCUGAAUUUGAUGCUUCUACUUGGGUGUCCUUUGUAUACUUAUCUGUUCUAAAACACCAAUCAAUUGUUCAUACUGCUUUCAGUCCUCAUUAACUCGUUAAGUCAGAAAAUGAUCUUUACCAAAUAAACCUGGUGUAUUCACAUGAUCACUGGUAAAGAUACUGUAUAAGCUGGACCAAUGAAAAAGGAUUCUACAUGGAAACCAGGCUGAACGUCCACUGUUACUUCUUGGAAGUAGACAUGUAGUGAAAGUAUAUUAAGUUAUAUGGAUAGAAUUAUCAUUAAUGGUACACUGUUGACACCAGUUAUCCAUUGUGUCUUGAAACACAAUGGUAGAACUUUGCCUGAACUAUGUACUAUCUGGGGCUGUUGAGGGCAUAUUCUUACUGGUCAUUUUUUUACCUUACGAGUUGAUGAGGACAUGCCAUUAGUUUUGGUCUCUGUGAAGCUGGGAAUGGGAACUAGAAAUUAUGCUAUGGUGAAUUCUCUGUAAACCGUCUCAUCUCUGGAGCCCGCUAGCUUUCGUUUCAGUCCCUCGUAAAUCAUGUUCUUCGAAGGAGGUGGCACCUGUAAUGAGACACAGCUUAUGUGUGUGUUGUUAAUAUUGUCAUUUGAUUUUCUUUAUCGUUGUCGCUUUCUCUCUCAUAUGCAUACACCUUGCCUUUUCCAGAGGUCUCCUUUGAGCAUUUCGGACCAAUUCUUUACCUGACAGAUUGGGCUUAACAGUGACACAAAAGGCCAAACGUGUUCUGUGAAAACAGUUUCCAUCAGCAGGUUUGGACUGAGAAGUAGACGUUUCUGUUGAAUGAAAACAAGCCCUUGGAUGCUUAUUGGCCAAACUUGUUGAAUUCUUGACACACCAGUUUCCACUUUCUAACAUUGGUCUCGAAUAUCACCUUCUGUUUCCUUGGGGUUAACCAUCCCUAGCUUCUUCUUUGGUUCAUAACCAUUGUUGCCUUCUCUGUGUUAAACACUCUUCUUCACUGCUUAUAACUGAUUGGUCUGAGGGUUCAGCUUGCUGAUAUUUCUACACCUCUGAGUGACCAAACAUUUGAUUCCCUCAGCCAUCGUCUUCUUUCACCACACCUGUUGUCAGUGUGAGUAUGUGUCACCUCUGCUUCCACCAUCUUGCUGUUAAGGUUUUAAUUAGUUGUAGUGAUGUAACAUGUAUUGUAGGUUUAGUCCAGUUGACCACUUUACUCAAAGUUCACUUCUUAGCACAAGGUUGAAAUGGAAAUUUUCUGGACAAUGUCUGGAAAGUAUGAAAUUAACCACAGUUGGCCUAGGAAUUUUGUCUUUAUCUGUUAUGCCUGGUCAGAUGUUGGAGGCUCUCUAAAAACAGGAAACUCAGAUUUGUUUAGUUAAAUAAAUAAUACAAAGCCACAAAGAGAACUCAUAUUGUAAAGUGCCGUGUUAAACAGUUGCUUGGUCGAGUUUGACAAAAGAGUACUACACAGAUUUCCUUGGGCAGUUUGGCCCAUAGGUCAGUUUACCCAGUAUCUGAGAGGACUGAUUACACGAUCAUUAUCUGUGUCUCCAAUAAUUAUAUCUGUUCAGUGUGUAUGUUUAUACCCACAGACAGCUAGCAGUAUACUAAAUAAGUAACUGAAUACAGCAUGUUAGGCAGCUUAGAUCUGGAGUGUAUUUAAUUUCCGGUAAAUAAUUUUAAUGCUGAAACAACACUCAAUACAGCUACAACCAUGAAAGCAGGAAACUGCAUUUAGUUUUGCCUGUGGCAGUGAUUAGCAUCCUUGCUAUGUUUGGUAGGGCUAGUCUAAUCUAAGAACAUUAGCUAAUUUUCAUACAGACAUCACCAGUCUAGACCAUCAAGGAGUUUUAACGGCAUUGUUAAAAAGGCAAUAUAAUGAACAUUUAGUGAAAAAUAUUUCUCUUUAUGAUUGCUAUUCCAAGUCAGCUUUAGAUGGCUAACUAGCAAAAACAGCCAUAACACACCAUAAGCAGUAAGCAGUUUAUUUCUUUCAGUAGAGGAAGCUAGUGCUGGUCCUGCUCUGAUCAGUUCAAUCAUUUUUGAGCACAUGCUGAUGUUGCCUACCAACAACUGUGAUCUCAAUAUCACUUUCACCAGCACCAAACUAUCUCCGUCCAGCCAUGACCAGUUAUAGACCAGCUCAGACCAACCUGCUCAAAGCACCUUUACCUUUUUGUACUCUUAGUUUGUAAUGGACAUUAAUUAGUGAUGAAGAUCAAGAUUUUGAAUAAUGUCACUUUGUUAUUGUUAUUUAGCAUACUACAUGCUAACAUUUUAGCAUGCACACUGGACAGAAAUACCCAGAUGGAGGUGAUCCUCAUCACAUAUUUGGCAAGAUAACCAAUGAGUUUACUACCAAAUGCAGACUGGCCCCUUCAAAAUAAGUAAAAAGUCCAAGCAGUCACAGGUCCUAAAGAUUCCCAUUGAAAACUGUGCUGAGUCGCAUAGUCUUACUUUGAAAUCUGGCUUAAAUUGAGAGACUAUUACUAUCUGUAAAUGAAUGUACACACUCAUCCCAUUAAGCAUAGCAUUUCAGUGGUCCUUUUAUGCAACAAAACUGACUAGAGAAGAAAUGUGGCCUCUUUUAAGUAACCAGAAAGGAAAUUGGUCUGUGGUGUUUAAAGUCCUCUUUUUAUGCAUAGAAAAUAAAUGAAAGGAUUUCAGAAUGUUCUCAACCCAUAGUACCCUGCUGUGGAUUUGGAAGGUUUCGCCAUCUUUUUUUGUACAGUGUUCCUCCUACUUUAGACUGCAAGCUAGUACACUGUGAAUGUGUGAAUCCAUUGUGUCCUUUUGUCAUAGAAUUGAGCAAAUAGUUUGAUUGUGAAAAGAUGUAGCUGAUGUACCAAUGUACAGAAGUAUGACAGCAGCAAACUGGAAAGACACAGUGCCUUUGUAUAAGAAAAUGGUGGCAUGCAUUCCAUUCCUCUCAGUGUCUGUCCAUUAAAAGUUUCACAUCUCCAUC
Messenger RNA from Micropterus salmoides (largemouth bass), 7778 nucleotides. RefSeq names its product neural cell adhesion molecule 1a (gene ncam1a). Gene Ontology annotation, biological process: cell-cell adhesion. Gene Ontology annotation, molecular function: protein binding. Bases 211 to 3258 code for a protein of 1015 amino acids. The record is from RefSeq and is a predicted model, not a curated record. The transcript is spliced from 22 exons. NCBI's taxonomy places the organism in Eukaryota, Metazoa, Chordata, Actinopteri, Centrarchiformes, Centrarchidae. Gene Ontology annotation, cellular component: membrane.